AUAAAGUGCAAAGACUGUGCAUCAGGAAACAACAGUGCUACUCUUCAAAUAACUCAGAAGUUAAAUCAGUUUUGUUGAACAGCUACAAAAGUGUUCAAACAUGGCCACCACUACCACCAUGGAAGUGGCAGAUAUUAUUGUUGUAGCAGUCUACUUCAUCCUGGUGCUAGCGAUCGGCUUCCUGGCCAUGUGGAAAGCCAAUCGGAGCACAGUGAGCGGCUACUUCCUCGCUGGUCGCUCCAUGAACUGGGUGGCUGUAGGAGCUUCUCUAUUCGUCAGCAACAUAGGAAGUGAGCAUUUUAUUGGACUUGCGGGAUCUGGUGCUGCUAGUGGGUUCAGUGUGGCGGCAUGGGAAUUCAAUGCUCUAUUAUUGCUCCAGUUGUUAGGCUGGAUGUUUAUCCCUGUCUAUAUUCAUUCUGGAGUUUACACCAUGCCAGAGUACCUGUCCAAAAGGUACGGUGGGAGGCGACUGAAGGUGUAUUUUGCCGCAUUAUCUCUCAUCCUCUACAUCUUCACCAAGUUGUCUGUGGACCUCUAUGCUGGGGCCUUGUUUAUCCAGGAAUCUUUAGGGUGGAACCUCUAUUUGUCCAUCAUCCUGCUCAUCGCCAUGACUGCUUUGCUGACAGUCACUGGAGGUCUGGUUGCUGUCAUCUACACGGACACAAUCCAGGCAUUCGUUAUGAUCGCCGGAGCACUAUGUCUUACAGGCAUCAGCCUCUUCAAAGUGGGAGGACUUGAAGGGGUGAGGAUCAAGUACAUGCAGGCCACUCCAAACAUCACUGCCAUCUUGCUGUCUUCACCCAACCUGACGUAUUCUGAAUCCUGCCACCACCACCUCAACCCGAAGCCAGAUGCAUUGAAGAUCCUUCGAGGCCCAAGGGAUCCAGACCUGCCUUGGCCUGGUUUUUUGCUGGGCCAGACUCCUGCCUCUAUUUGGUACUGGUGUGCAGAUCAAGUGAUUAUACAGCGGGUUCUGGCAGCAAAGAACAUCGCCCAUGCCAAAGGUUCUACGAUCAUGGCUGGCUUUCUGAAAAUCCUGCCUAUGUUUAUCAUUGUCAUCCCAGGUAUGAUUUCCAGGAUCUUCUUUGCUGAUGAGUUGGCUUGUAUCACUCCAGAGCACUGCAUGGAUGUGUGCGGUUCUGCGGCUGGCUGUAGCAAUGUGGCUUACCCACGGCUCGUCAUGUCAGUGAUGCCUGUCGGUCUCCGCGGUCUAAUGAUGGCUGUCAUGAUCGCAGCUCUAAUGAGUGACUUAGACUCCAUCUUCAACUCAGCAAGCACCAUAUUCACACUGGAUAUUUACAAGAUGUUAAGGAAGCAGGUGUCCUCCAGAGAGCUUGUGAUAGUUGGCAGACUGUUUGUGAUUUUUAUGGUGAUCAUCAGCAUUGCCUGGGUGCCAGUCAUCAUUAAAAUGCAGGGAGGCCAGAUUUUCUAUUACAUCCAAGAAGUAUCAGAUUAUCUGACUCCACCCAUAGCUGCUCUCUUCUUGCUUGGUGUCCUGUGGCAUCGCUGUAAUGAGACAGGUGCCUUUUGGGGCGGCAUGGUAGGGUUUGCACUCGGCGCACUGCGUCUGGUGCUGGCAUUUGUUUACCGUGAACCACACUGUGACCAGCCUGAUGAGCGGCCAUCCUUCAUCAAAGAUGUCCAUUUCAUGUAUGUGGCAGCCAUCUUGUUUUGGGUGUCAACUUUGGUUACAGUUGUUGUGAGUCUCUGCACUCCUCCUCCCGGAAAAGAACAAAUCAAAACAACUACUCUGUGGGGGUUAAACAAGAGAAAGAGGCUAAAAAAGCAAGGAAAAGAUAAAGCUGGAGAAGAUGUCAAUACUUUGAAACUUCUUAGCCAUGGAACCUUAAAUGGAACCAGUGAGCUUGGUAAAGAAAAGUGUCAAGACCACCCAAACAAGCUAGGCAUUGAGGCCUAUCAAGAAAAUGCUCACCCAAGAAAUGGUCAUGCUAUCAUAGCCACUGACACAGAAACCCAACAUCCAGUCCAUGGUGGCUAUGCACUGAAUACUGACCCCAAAAUGGUAGAAGAAAGAGAAGCGAGAGGAGUGGGGGAUAGGAUUGAGGAAGAAGAGGGUUGCUUUGGAGGAAGAGGAGUGGAGGGUGGAAGGUGUAUGAAGGGUUUAGAGUGGCUCUGCGGCUUCCAGGAGAAACAAUCCGAAGACCAGGUCAUUACGGUUCAGGAACUGGGGAAGAUCACGGAGGAGCUUCUCUAUGAACCUCCACAAACCAGAAUCAUCCUGAACAUAGCACUGGUGGUGAUUUGCUCUGUGGGGAUCUUUCUCUUUAUCUAUUUCUCCUUAUAGGCUCCAUUAAUUCCAAGCAGUGGGCCACGUUU
Molecule: messenger RNA, 2337 nt
Organism: Xiphias gladius (swordfish)
Lineage: Eukaryota; Metazoa; Chordata; Actinopteri; Istiophoriformes; Xiphiidae
Gene: slc5a3a
Product: solute carrier family 5 member 3a
Exons: 4
Coding region: 101-2305 (734 amino acids)
Biological process (GO): myo-inositol transport; inositol metabolic process; transmembrane transport
Cellular component (GO): plasma membrane
Molecular function (GO): D-glucose:sodium symporter activity
Source: RefSeq, a predicted model, not a curated record